Acanthosepion pharaonis is the source of this 1512-nucleotide messenger RNA. The record is from the annotation of a GenBank genome assembly. Lineage: Eukaryota; Metazoa; Mollusca; Cephalopoda; Sepiida; Sepiidae.
AUGUUCUUCGUGUUCUUCCAGCACACAGUCGACGCCAGACCAAGUUCCUUUUAUUUUGUCUUUGAUUUUGCAGCCGACCAGAGUUUUCGAACAAAUUCUCCUUUCUUUCUUUCUUUCUUUCUUUCUUUCUUUCUUUCUUUCUUUCUUUCUUUCUUUCUUUGCUGCAUUGAGACCACAACAAUAUUUCUUUUCGUCAUUCACCCUUUCGUUCUUUCUUUCUUUCUUUCUUUCUUUCUUUCUUUCUUUCUUUCUUUCUAUGUGCUGAAUUUUCUUUUCACAUUUUAUAUUCCAUUUAACUAUUAUAUUAAUUUCUUAAUGUUUCUAUUUCUCUUUCUUUUUUUUUCCUUCCCGUCUUUCUUUUCUCAUUUUCGUUUUUCUUCUUUUCUUUUUCUUUCUAUUCCUUCUUUCUUUCUCUUUUCUCAAUUUUCUUUCAUUCUUUCUUUUUGGGCAAUUUCUAUUAUUCACUUAGUUUUUUAUCAUAAAACAUUUAUUUUCCUUUUAAGCAGUCAUCAUUUUCCUUUAUUUUUCUUUCUAGCUUGGAGUUUUUUUUUCAUUCUUUCCUUUUUCUUUAUUUUUCUUUCCCAUUUUACCUUUUCUUUUUUUCUACUCUUCAUUGUAUUGAUUCUUCUCUCGUCGUCUUUCUUAAUGAUCCAACUUGUUUUUCUUUCUUCCUUUCGUUUUCUUUCUUUCUUUUUCUUUUUUUCGUUUUCUUUCUUUCUUUUUUCUUUUUCUAUUUUCAUGUCUUUUAACUAUUUCCUUGUAAUUUUCCCCACUCUUUUUUUGUUGUCUUUCCUCACCCCUGUAUAUUUCUCUAUAACGUUUUCAUUAAAAUAUUUUUUAAUUAUACUCUCUUUCUUUCUUCUUUCUUUCCUUUUUCUUUCUUUUUUCUUUCCUAUUUUGUUUCUUUUUUCUUUCUUUUUCUUUAUUGGUUUUCGUCUGUGUUUUCAUUACCUUUUCUUUUCAAUCAUUAAUUUUAAAAAAGUAAUUGUUUCAUUUAUUUUCGUCUCUCAUACUUUUUUCUUACACGUUUCAUUAUUUAUUUCAUUCAUUCCUUUCAUGUUUUUCAUUAAUUCUUUGUCUUUCUUUCUUCCAUUUUUCUUUCUUUAUUUAUUACUUCCAUUUGUUCAUUCUUUCCAUCUUUUGUUUUUCUCUGGCUUUCUUUCUUUCUAUCUUUUUUUCUUUCUUUCUUUCUUUUUUUCUUGUGUCCUUUCAUUCUUUCAAUAUUUCUUUCUUUCUUUCUUUAUUUUAGUCUUGCGUCCUUUCUUUCUUUCUUGCGUCCUUUCUUUCUUUCUAUUUUUCUUUCUUUUUUUUCUUUCUUUCUUUUUUUUCUUGUGUCCUUUCAUUCUUUCAAUAUUUCUUUCUUUCUUGCGUCCUUUCUUUCUUUCUUUCUUUCUUGCGUCCUUUCUUUCUUUCUUUCUUGCAACCUUUCUUUCUUUCUAUUUUUCUUUCUUUCUUGCAUUCUUUCUUUCUUUCUUUCUUUCUUUUGUCCUUUCUUUCUUUCGGAAAUGUUAA